CCGCCGGAGCCCGCAGCUGCCCCGGAUCCAGUCCCGCGCGCCGCUUCCUGCGGCCGCCCCGCCUCUCCAUGGCCGUGCCUGGCGCGGGUCCUGCCGGGAAGGGAGCGGCGCGGCUCGGCCUCGCAGCCUGAGCGGCGGCAGCGCCGCCAUGUCCGGGGGCAGCAGCGCCGGCGAGUGGUGCCUCAUGGAGAGCGACCCGGGCGUCUUCACCGAGCUCAUCAAGGGCUUCGGCUGUAGAGGAGCACAAGUUGAAGAAAUAUGGAGUUUGGAGCCAGAGAACUUUGAAAAAUUGAAGCCAGUACAUGGGCUGAUUUUUCUCUUCAAGUGGCAGCCUGGAGAGGAGCCAGCAGGUUCUGUUGUCCAGGAUUCCAGACUGGAUACAAUAUUUUUCGCUAAGCAGGUCAUAAAUAAUGCCUGUGCAACUCAAGCCAUAGUAAGUGUGCUGUUAAACUGUGCUCAUCAAGACAUUCAUCUAGGAGAGACCUUGUCAGAAUUUAAAGAAUUUUCCCAAAGCUUUGAUGCUGCAAUGAAAGGUUUGGCACUGAGCAACUCAGAAGUGAUUCGGCAAGUUCACAACAGUUUUGCCAGACAACAGAUGUUUGAGUUUGAUGCAAAGUCUUCAGCAAAGGAAGAAGAUGCCUUUCACUUUGUAAGCUAUGUUCCUGUUAAUGGGAGACUAUAUGAGCUAGAUGGCUUAAGGGAAGGACCAAUUGAUUUAGGUGCAUGCCAUCAGGAUGAUUGGAUAAGUGCAGUGCGGCCCGUCAUAGAGAAGCGCAUACAAAAAUACAGUGAAGGUGAGAUAAGGUUUAACCUGAUGGCUAUUGUGUCUGACAGGAAGAUGAUAUAUGAGCAGAGGAUUGCAGAGCUACAGCAGCAACUGGCAGAGGAGGAGCCUAUGGAUACAGAUCAAAGUAGUAAUAUGUUAAGUUCUAUACAAUCAGAAGUUGCAAAAUACCAGAUGUUAAUUGAAGAAGAGAACCAAAAAUUAAAAAGAUAUAAGAUUGAAAAUAUUAGAAGAAAACAUAACUACCUGCCUUUCAUCAUGGAAUUGUUAAAGACUCUAGCAGAGCACCAGCAGUUAAUACCAUUAGUAGAAAAAGCGAAAGAAAAACAGAAUGCCAAGAAAGCUCAGGAGGCCAAAUGAAGAUGACUUUACAAAACACAUACAGUUACUUGCUUCUGAUACUAUUUUCAUGACAACAAAUAAAGCUUUUCAUAAACUUCAA
This is a messenger RNA of Onychostruthus taczanowskii (white-rumped snowfinch), 1226 nucleotides long. It is a transcript of the gene UCHL5, whose product is annotated as ubiquitin C-terminal hydrolase L5. Gene Ontology annotation, biological process: protein deubiquitination; ubiquitin-dependent protein catabolic process. The record is from RefSeq and is a predicted model, not a curated record. The transcript has 11 exons. Gene Ontology annotation, cellular component: cytoplasm; Ino80 complex. Gene Ontology annotation, molecular function: proteasome binding; cysteine-type deubiquitinase activity. NCBI's taxonomy places the organism in Eukaryota, Metazoa, Chordata, Aves, Passeriformes, Passeridae. Bases 149 to 1144 code for a protein of 331 amino acids.